AUGCCACUGGACCCUGCUCUGAAGCAAUUGCAAAUCAAGGUUGGCGCAGCAAAGCGCACGAAGAAGGAGUAUGAGGCCUACGUGAAGGAGGAGGGCACACAGCGUUCAAAGAUCGACGCGAUGAGAACGACGGGUGAAGAGGAGGCGGACAUCAAGAAGCAGAUGGAAGUCUUGAAUGACACCCUGACAGUCCUCCCUGACGCCCGGCAUCGGCUUCAGAAGUAUGCCACCGAACUACGCGACUUUCUGGCUGAGAGCCACCAGGAAGUCCCGGUGGUCGAGGGUGAGGACCCUGAGGUACAAAUCAUCCUGGAAGCACGGCAGCUGCUGAGGGAGGUCGACCAGACAUUGGGCACACAGACUGCCGAGGAGGAACCAGCCGAAGACGUGGCUGGCACUGGUGGAACCGCAGACGUUGGAGACUUCUGA
Symbiodinium pilosum is the source of this 429-nucleotide messenger RNA. The record is from the annotation of a GenBank genome assembly. Lineage: Eukaryota; Dinophyceae; Suessiales; Symbiodiniaceae.